CCAGCUUAACAUUCAGCUUCGAAACCUUUCCGAACAACGACCAACGAAAUCCGAACGAGUGCGUCUUUUAAUUGUCCUGCCGUGCAUUCCGCGGUGCCGGAGGAGUACACUGGGUGACGGACGGACGGCGUAUAAUAUUGUGCAUUUAAUAAUUUGCUUAAACUUGACGAGUGACCCAGCCAGGACGCCACCACCACGCCAUGAGACUUCCUUUCUCGGAGAAGACUGAUGGGAGCGCCAGCUUCCUGCGGGCGGCGCGGGCGGGAAACUUGGAGAAGGUGUUGGAAUUCUUGAAGACCAACACUGACAUCAACACUUGUAACCCGAAUGGGUUGAACGCUCUCCAUCUGGCCAGCAAGGAAGGACAUGUGAACGUUGUGAGGGAGUUACUGCAGCGCGGCGCCAACGUCGAUGCUGCUACCAAGAAGGGCAACACUGCUCUGCACAUUGCUUCCCUUGCUGGUCAGGAAGAGAUUGUAAAGGUUCUCGUACUGCAUCAGGCGCUGGUCAACAUCCAGUCCCAGAAUGGCUUCACUCCUCUCUACAUGGCUGCACAGGAGAAUCAUGACUCCGUUGUGCGAUUCCUCUUGGCUAACAAUGCCAACCAGAGCCUUGCUACAGAGGAUGGGUUCACCCCAUUGGCAGUUGCCCUACAACAGGGACACGACAAAGUUGUGGCAGUUUUGCUGGAAAACGAUACACGAGGCAAAGUGCGCCUCCCUGCUCUUCACAUUGCUGCUAAAAAGGACGACACAAAGGCUGCAGCACUGCUUCUCCACACUGACCACAACCCAGACGUCACCUCCAAGUCUGGGUUCACACCACUACACAUUGCUGCUCACUAUGGGAACGAAAACAUUGCUAACCUCUUGAUUCAGCGUGGGGCUGAUGUCAAUUAUAUUGCUAAGCACCAGAUUACACCUCUGCAUGUUGCCUCCAAAUGGGGUAAAGGAAAUAUGGUGUCACUGUUGAUAGAUAAAGGAGCUAACUACGAGGCCAAGACCAGGGAUGGCCUCACACCCCUCCACUGUGCUGCCAGAUCAGGCCACGAGACUGUUGUUGAUAUGCUGCUGGAAAAAGGUGCACCAAUUACUAGUAAAACCAAGAAUGGGUUGGCUCCUCUUCAUAUGGCUUCACAGGGCGACCAUGUUGACGCUGCUCGUAUCCUCCUCUACCAUAAGGCCCCUGUUGAUGAUGUAACAGUUGAUUUCCUUACUGCUCUUCAUGUUGCUGCUCACUGUGGGCAUGUGCGAGUGGCAAAGUUGCUGCUGGACCGUAAAGCUGAUCCAAAUUCUCGAGCUCUGAAUGGCUUCACUCCUCUCCAUAUUGCUUGUAAGAAGAACCGUAUCAAGGUGGUGGAGUUGCUCCUCAAACACGGUGCUAGCAUUGAGGCUACUACGGAGUCUGGUCUGACCCCUCUUCAUGUUGCCUCCUUUAUGGGCUGCAUGAACAUUGUGAUCUACCUAAUCCAACAUGGAGCCUCUGCUGAUGUGCCAACUGUGCGAGGAGAGACGCCACUCCACCUGGCUGCAAGAGCAAACCAAACAGACAUCAUCCGUAUCCUACUCAGAAAUGGUGCACAAGUGGAUGCCAGAGCUCGAGAACAGCAAACGGCUUUGCAUAUUGCUUCACGUCUGGGUAACAGUGAUAUUGUAGUGUUGUUACUGCAACAUGGAGCAGCGGUUGAUGCCACCACUAAAGACCAUUACACAGCCUUGCACAUUGCUGCUAAAGAAGGCCAGGAGGAAGUGGCCAGUGUUCUCUUGGAGCACGGUGCUUCCCUCACUUCAACAACAAAGAAAGGAUUUACACCUCUCCACCUGGCUGCUAAAUAUGGUAACUUGAAGGUUGCUCGUCUCCUGCUUCAGAAGGACGCCCCUGUUGAUGCCCAGGGCAAGAAUGGUGUUACUCCACUUCAUGUAGCAGCACAUUAUGACCAUCAGAAUGUGGCUAUGCUGCUGUUGGACAAGGGGGCCUCCCCACAUGCUACAGCAAAGAAUGGCUAUACACCUCUUCACAUUGCUGCUCGCAAGAACCAGAUGGAUAUUGCUACAACACUUCUCGAGUAUGAGGCCAAGGCUAAUGCUGAAUCCAAGGCAGGAUUUACACCUCUUCAUCUUAGCUCCCAGGAGGGUCAUACAGACAUGGCAACUCUGCUGAUUGAACACAAGGCUCCACCCGGUGCUUGUGCUAAGAAUGGCUUGACGCCACUACAUUUGUGUGCGCAGGAGGAUCGUGUCAAUGUUGCUGCCAUCUUAGUCAAGCACCGAGCUCAGAUUGAUCCAGAAACAAGGGCCGGAUACACACCACUUCAUGUUGCCUGUCACUUUGGCCAGAUGAAUAUGGUGCGCCUCCUGUUGAAACAUGGAGCCAAGGUCGACUCCACCACUCAGCUUGGGUACACGCCACUCCACCAGGCAGCUCAACAAGGCCAUACCCAGAUUGUAAAUUUGCUGCUUGAGAACAAGGCUGAACCGAACACAGAGACAAACGACGGCAAGACGGCGCUCAGCAUUGCUCAGCGUCUCGGCUACAUCUCCGUGGUCGAGACGUUGAAGAUCGUAACGGAGACGACCAUCAACACCACCACCACCACAGUCACCGAGGAGAAGUACAAGGUGGUCGUGCCGGAGACCAUGCACGAGACCUUUAUGAGCGAGUCCGAGGAUGAAGGAGGUGACGACACUAUGGUCUCCUCCAUGUUUGGUAAGCAGCAGCACGUCACGCUCCCGUUCUAUGAAGGACAGUUACGCUACACCAGUGACGACACAAUGCUGGGCGAUCAGUCCUACCGAUACCUCACUGUAGAUGAGAUGAAGUCUCUUGGCGAUGAUUCUCUCCCCAUCGACGUCACCAAGGAUGAGAAGAUGGAUGUGUCUUUCAUAAGCAACUCGAUGGCAGCUCCACCAGUGGCUCCAGCAGAUCAGUUGAGCCCACAACAUCAAAAGGAACAUCACUACCCACAGUUCACCGGUCAUUAUCCAUCAGACAAUGUUGAUGUUGCCAAGACUCCCAUCCUUGCUGGGCCGGAGUCUUUGAACACGACUCUCAACACAACUGUAGACUCAGCCAUGAUUGAGUCUCAGAUUGAGCCUCAGAUCAUCCAGACCAAGUUAGCUCCUCAGUUGUCUGCCCAAAUGAACCAGGAACAAGUUCAGCUCACCCCAGUGCAGCAAAUACCAGUUCAGAACAACUCAGACCAAGUCACGUCGGGCCAGUUCGCUUCCGUAACUGAGAAGUCUGCCGAGAUUCUCAAUGGGUGGGAAGGAGUGAGCCUGAACAGCCUGGCGUCCUGUCUGUCAUCUGGGACCAACACCUCGGGCAUGUGGCGCGACAGAUUCUUGGUGAGCUUCAUGGUUGAUGCUCGAGGUGGAGCCAUGCGUGGCUGCAGGCAUUCUGGCGUGCGUGUUAUCAUUCCACCUCGAAAAGCUGCCAUGCCCAUGAGGGUCACCUGCCGUUACUUGAAGAAGGAUAAGUUGGUCCACGCUCCCCCGCUCAUGGAGGGCGAAGCUCUUGCCUCAAGGAUCCUUGAAAUGGGUCCCGCUGGUGCCAAGUUCCUCGGCCCUGUGAUUAUUGAGGUGCCGCACUUUGCUUCCCUGAGAGGUAAAGAGCGUGAGAUUGUGAUCCUUCGCUCAGACAACGGAGAGACUUGGCGGGAACAUACACUCGAGGCUACUGAGGAAGCCGUACAGGAGGUUCUGAAUGAGAGCUUUGAUGGAGAGGAGUUGAAGCAACUGGAGGACCUGAACACCAACCGCAUCACUCGCAUCCUUACCACCGACUUCCCCCAGUACUUUGCAAUUGUCACCCGCAUCAGGCAGGAGGUCCAUGCAAUUGGCCCUGAGGGAGGUAUGGUGUCAUCGACUGUGGUGCCUCAGGUCCAGGCGGUGUUCCCCCAGGGAGCUCUCACGAAGAAGAUCAAAGUGGGACUCCAGGCCCAGCCAAUUCCAACCGACCUGGUGGCUAAACUGCUGGGAAAUCGAGUCGCUGUGUCUCCAAUUGUAACGGUGGAACCACGAAGACGCAAAUUCCACAAGCCCAUCACCCUCACCAUCCCUGUGCCUCAAGCCUCCAGCAAGGGGAUGAUCAACCAGUACUCCGGCGAGGCUCCCACUCUACGUCUCCUCUGCUCCAUCACCGGGGUGUUUCGGAAAAGAUCUUUGAAAGGAGGCACAACCCGUGCUCAGUGGGAGGACGUGACAGGCUCCACACCACUCACAUUUGUCAACGACUGUGUCAGCUUUACCACUACAGUUUCUGCCCGAUUUUGGUUAAUGGAUUGUAGCAAUAUACCGGAAGCAACUAAAAUGGCUACAGAGCUUUAUCGGGAGGCUAUUCAUGUACCUUUCAUGGCUAAGUUUGUUGUAUUUAGCAAGAGACAUCAACUUGAAGAAGCAAGAGUGAGAGUGUUCUGUAUGACCGACGAUCGAGAAGAUAAGACGCUUGAGCAUCAGGAACUCUUUGUUGAAGUUGCAAAAUCUCGGGAUGUUGAGGUGUUGGAAGGUAAACCACAGUUCCUAGAAUUCGCUGGCAACUUGGUUCCAGUCACAAAGUCUGGGGACCAGCUUGCCUUUAACUUCUAUGCGUUCCGUGAAAACCGACUUCCAUUCACUGUUCGUGUGAAAGAUCAACAUGCUGACCCCAUUGGCAGAGUGGCCUUCAUGCGACAACCGAAGGAUGGGCGUUGGAAGAAGGGUUCGCUAAUUAGCCUGCUAAAACCCCCUGUGUUUCAGGUUGGGCGCGGUGACCCCCCUCAGACCCCCAUCUGUAACCUCAACAUUGCCCUGCCUGACAACAUCCAGCCCGAGCCUGCGCCCUCAGAACCUGACCUCCUCGCCCUGGAGAAGAAGUACUCCUUCCUCUCCAUUAGUAAAGCCGACACCAUUCACAAGGCAGAUCUUCGUCUCACUGACAUCUCAAAUAUGUUGGGAACUGACUGGGUGGCUCUUGCCCAUGAGCUGGAAAUUAAUGAUUCUGAUAUCAACAUCAUCAAAUCACAGUACCCAGACAAUGCUCCCCAGCAAGCCAUUGUUAUGCUCAGGCUUUGGAUGCAAACAUCAGGAAAUAAGGCAAAUGGAAAUACACUCGAAAAGGGAUUGCGUAAGAUUAGUCGCGAUGACAUCGUGAAUCAGUGUAUAUUCAACGUAGAGCUGGUCACAGAUGACAUAGAGAGAGCAAUGGCCAAGGCUCAUCUAGACCAGUCUGGUUUUGAAGCCUUCAAGGAUGAACUUGGGCCAUCUCGAGAUGCAACACUCAACCGAGAUGUGUCUUUGGAUGUCUCUUAUGAUGAGCAAGACAUGAUGAAGCGCCUUAAGGAUCUGCGGGAGGCCGAGAGUGCUGAGGAGGAGGAAGAAAACCAGAGAGCGUAUCAGGACAAGAGCAGUCGAGAGCAGCGCACAGUCGACAUGUCUCCAACAUACGAGAGUGAGGAGAAGAAAUAUGCCGGUGAAGAGAAGAUUGUCACCGAGGAGAAGGUGACCAGAGAGGAUGUCAAAGAUGGGUCUACUAUUACCAUAAGUACUACAUCAACAACUGUUAUAAAGCAACCCAGUGAAGACAUCAAAUUAGAAAAAGAAGUUGAAGAGCCUGUCCUAGAGCCCAAGGUUGAGGCCAUUAUUAAAGAGCAAAUAAUUCCUGAACCCAUUAAGGAGACCAAGGUAGAGCCAUCCUUAGCUGAAUCUGUGGUGUCAGAGCCCAUUCAAGAGACCAUUAUUACAACAGAGGAAGUUAUUUCACAUGUAGAGCCACAGAAGAAGAUGGUGUUCACUGUGACAGAAGCCGAGGAGGAGGAGAUCGAGAAGGAUGAACAAGUGGUGGAGCAGAAAGAACUAGAGAAGCCAGUUGUGAAAGUUGUAGAAAAACCAGCAGAGGUUAUAGAGAAGAUCGAAGAAGUGAAAAUGGAACCAGAAACCUUUGAAGAAAUUCAUGCCCCAGAAGUGGAAGAAACACAGAAGACACAGAAAACAACGACUGUGACAGAGAUUAUCAGUGGGCCAGCAGAAGCUCCUACUACAGUUACUACCACACAGAAAGAGACCUAUACCACAUCAGAUGAUGGAACUAUCCAAGAACAUAUUGUGGUUCAGAAGCAAACCACUAAAGCUGUUGAUGGAUUGGAGAUGGGAGAAGACAAGUCAGUCAUCCUUCAAAAACUUGGAGAGGAGCUAGGCAGACUGGAUGAGAAGUUAGAAGAGAAAUUCAGGGAGAAGAGAAAAACAGAUGAACCAGAAGUGGCACAAGAAGAGGUGAAAGAGGAAGUAGUGGCGGCUAUCCGUCGUGAGGGCCAAGCCCAACCUACCUCACAGAUAGUAGUGGAAUAUGGCACGCUGCCUUCCACCCUCUCUGUCACCACCACCACCACCACCACAACAACUUCCAGCAUCACCCCCACCCCAGAUGGGUUCACUCAGACGUCUGUUGAAUCCAGUCAGAUGUCCUCUAAACGGGGCACUGCUGAAGUGAGCUACCCGGGCACCACCACCACCAUUGAUGAUGACGCUGUGAUGCAGAUGGGGCAAGCCUUAAUCCAGCAGACGGCGCCCCAGCUUGUGGACAAAAGGAUUGUCCAGGAGGACCCGCUUCAGGAGGAGGUAUCUCAGCAGUAUCAAACCGUCCAAGAACAACCGCUAGACAAGACUGCAGCUGAACCCGAUGCGUCAGCUAAGAGUGGACGAACAGAGGAGAGGGGGUGCAGUCCCAUUACUGUACUCGAAGCACGGCCUGAGGUGGACCAAGUUACAGUAAGACCACUUUCCAGGGGCAGCUCCCACACCAUCACCACCACUACUAGCUGGGGAGCUCCGGUGUCCACGACCACUAAUAUUCAGCUUGGAGAUAAUGAAUCAGCUCACUGUGUGCAGUUUACCCUGCACUCAGAGAGCCGAGUGACACUGCAUGCCCCUGGAGAAAUCUGGGAUGAAUUACGACAUGUCAAACAAGGACAAGAGGAGCAACAACGACAACAGCAGCCAGAGCAGCAAGAUUCAACCCAAAAGGAAUCAAGAGGAGAGGUAGAUAAUAAAGAUGAUAUUACUACACUGGCUUCAAUCACAACAACACCAAAAGAGCAGACUGACAAAGACAUUUCUCAAGAAGAUACAUCUCAGAAGCACUUAAAAUCCAGAGAUGAUGAUGAGAAAGUUGAGGAAUUACAAGCUCCAGUCUCUGAUGCAAGUGGAGGAAGAGACAUUACAAGUAGUGUUACUGACAGUCAGGCUGCAGCCGCUUAUCAUGAUAUUGUUGGUGUUGUAACAUCAGCCGAGUCCAUCAGUGAAUUCCGUCAUAAAACUCCAGAUCCAUCCAAAACCGUCUCUGAUGAUGUAAUAGAAUCAACUAGAGAUACAUUGCAUGAUCAGUUUACUAGUAGUAAUCAAAUUGAUUCAGUAAAGGAAAGACUUACCUCAAGUGAAUUUAGAGUACAAACAGUAGAAGAAGUAAGUGAGAGAGUAUCACAAUCACCAGAAACAGCAGAGGUUGUAGAGGCAACAGCCAAAGAAAAUGUUAGCAAAGAAGAUACUCUUUCCAGUGAGGAGACAAUAGAUAAAGCCAUUAUUUCAGUGUUACCUGAAACUGUAGUAGAAGAAAUAGCUCAAUCUUUAGUUGGAGAUAUAACAAGCACCGAGUGUGAACACCCAGCAGCUAUAAGUGAAGAUCCUUUAUAUGUAGCAAGUGAAAUCACAGCACCGUCAGCACACCGUCCAACGACACUCAUGAUAACUUCGAACUCAAACGAAUCAACCGACGAUGCAGAAUGCACGACAAACGACCCUUCUAAAAUUGGAAGGGAAAACGAUAUCCCUCGGGACCUGAGUCAAGAAGGAAGUAGUAUGGUAGCCGUAGAAGAGUCUAAACAGCAAGGGAUGGGAACAGAACAAUGUUCAGUGAUGAGUGAGCGUCUUUCUGGAAGUGAGGGUGGCGCUGUACCUCGUACGGAGCGCCCUGUGCGGCCGGCACCUCGCACCACCACCUUGGUCAAGGUGAAGGUGGAAAAGAGACCUGUUGGCAGUCACCCUCAAGUUCGAGAAAGAAUUGCGCAUGAACACCAAACGGUGGUCCGUGCUCCCUCUGUUGAGGAGGAGGUGCGUGGACUAAUGCAGGAAGUAAAGGAGGCGACCAGUCAAAUAAAGCAGGAAGUAAAAGAGUUACGCCAAGCUGACACGCCCACUCCAGACACUCCUACUCCUCUGCGGGAGUUCAAGGAGUUUUUGAAUAGAGAAGAGGAACAAGAACAGGAGCGUCUUCCCACAAUUAAGGAGAUGUGUCGUGAGAGUGAGGAAGAUGCCUCCGUCAACACAGGAGCUCCUAGUAUCUUUGGUAAACGCCAAGGAAUAGAAUCCUUCUUCUACAAAGGUUUUUUCCUUCCGCCAGGGACCCAUGAGGCAGGCCAGCUUGCUGAGCAACAGACACCACCACUCUCCCACGAACAAGCCUCCUCCGGCCAACCUCCUUCAGGCACCAAGGCAGGCUCAGACGGUGGCCUUCAUGGUGGUUGUCCUGAAGCACAAGGCAUGGACUGGGAGGGGAAAAGUGUAGACAGCAUGUAUACUGAAACUGUGGUGCAGGCUAAACUCUCCAUGCUCCCUGAAGUGGACACCAGCGAGGGUGUUGCCCCAACCUCCUUUUCCUCCUCUACCCUCCCCCCUGCUGCCCCUCCACUGUCAACUGCCUCUCUUUGUACGGACCUGCCCCACCCAUCCAACAUCCAGCCCCAAGCUCAAACCUUCCAAGACCUUACCCAGCAGCCUUCUCAAACCUACUUAAACCUGGAACCUUCUCAUCUGCAUGAUUCUCAUUCUUUUGAACUUCAGGGCUUUGACACAUCACCAUCAUCUGCAACUAAAUUAUCAGAUCACCUUUUCCUAGAGAAGGGCUAUGUUAAUGGUGCUGAAGCUACUACCAGCCAACUUGUAGCGUCUCCUUCAUUUGCUUCCUUGCAAUCCGAAAGUGUUGCUCCAAUAACUGGAACUGAUGAAAUAGCUGCUGCAAGUGUGACCUUCAACACCAGCAGUGCUUUUAUGUCUCUAGGGCCGAUCUCGCCCACAGAAAACUCUAGCGAAGACCACGCUGAAAUUGAUCGUACGAGUACCGAGAUUUCCCCUGACAGUGUGCGUUUUGAACAAGAUAUACUCGACACUAGAACUGAAGACGAGGCUCCUGACCUGGAUGAUGACCUCUUCCCAGCUUCUCCAGUGUUAGGGCCAGAACUCAGUGAAAGAAUAUUUUCCGUAGAGGCUACAGAGGAUACUGAUAUUACAACACCUAUGGAGAUGAGAGACUCGCACACAGAACGGGAUGCCUCUGCCUCUAACCUGGAAUUUGGUGAUGACAAAGAUGGUACUGAUGGAAAAUCAGACCUUAAGGAAUCACUUCAUUUUGAAACUAAGGAUGAUAGCAUUGCUUAUUUGGCAGAAGAAAUCAAAGAAAUUCAGAAUAAGGUAAACAGACUACAGGAGCAGGUAAAGUCUCAAAUAGACCCAAUUGCAGCUAGAUCAGAAGUUGAAAUGAUACUAAAUACAAUGGAGGAUAUUAGAGAAGCCGUAGGAGAUAGUAAAAUUGAAAAUAACCCAGAGUUUAAUAAUAUGGCCCAGGACAUUCUUUCUAGUAUCAGUUCCAUAUCUGAAACAGUAGCAGAAAUGAUGCAAACACUCCGCUUGUCUGACCCAGAGUACGCUGACUUUCGGAGCAGAGACGAAAAAAUAACAGCGAAAAGAACUGAUUCUACUGUAGUUGAAACUGGUUCAGCCUAUGAUGGUAGCCCUUCUGACACAAACCUUCGUGAUCAAAGCUUUUCAGAUCUUUUAGACUCAGAGGAACUAAAUCGUGACAGCCUUGAGGAUGAUUUUGACCGACUUGCUGCAGAUCUUAGCUUGUCUCCAAAAACUGAUCUGGUUGUUGAAAUUUCACCAAAAGUCACCAGCACUGCUGCUCCUUCUGAUGUUCUAUCUUCUCCUGUCUCUUCUAAUGUUUACCCCUCCAAACCUCCUGAUGCUUUACAGGCCACACAACGGGAACCAGAUGUGGGAGUGGUGUUUACAGAACAUAAAGAGUAUGGGGGCAGGGUGAAGCCAUCUGCAGAGACGACAGGCGGACAUUCGCACAUUUCACCCUCACCCAGUCCUCAUCCUUCCCAGAGCAUCCAGUCCUCAUCCUCCACCUCUUCCCAGCAAAAAGUCCCGAGCACAGCACCAAUGACAUUAGAGAAAGGUCAGCGCUCCCUUGAUGAAAGUCCUGCUCCAAGCAGACCGACUAGAAGACAUGAACGCACUUUCUCACAAGCCAGUAAUAUAUUUACCGGGGCUAUUCCCACAGAACCUAAACCUGAACCAAGAAAAGAGGAAAAGCCACCAAUAAGUGAGGAAAGUGCUGGCAUAACUGAAAAUAUUAAACCCUAUUCUGAAAGAAAACAGUUUUGGGAGAGUGUUACAGCUCAUUCAUCUGAAUCUAAAACUAGUCAGUUAAUUAAGAGUGAAGCUGAAAGUGACACAGACACAACAGGAACUGAUGGUACUAUUGUAGAGCAAAAAAUUAUACAGACAAAAAAGGUGAGUGCAACAGAGAGCUCUGACUCGGAGGCAGAAUAUAUUCGUCAGAGAGAUGACCCGGCUUUUUACGAAAAUGCAGGAUUUGCGGGGACAGAGAAAAUUGACGUGCCCAAAGAGGUGGGUAAAGAAAGAGCCAUCAGCCCAUUUGAGGUUCUUCGCCCUGAGGACUCGGUGGAAGACCUGCCAUCCCCAGAAGAUAUUGCACUUAAAGAUGUGUCGUCCAAAAGGGCACUUUUUGAAAAAGAGAUUAAAAGACAGUCAAUGGAAUUUGAAGAAAGUCAAUCAUGGAAACGAUCAUCAAAGGAAUACGACGAAACGGUCGUGAUAACUGAAGAAUCUGCGUCCAGUGUGCUAAAGAAACGAGAAGAAAGUGAACAUCAAGUGAAAGAGACUAUGGAAAAAGAUAAAGAAACAAUAAAGGAAAAAUUGGAAACUAAAAAAGAUGACAUGUCUCAAACUGACAGAAAGAAGACAGAAACCAAGUCUAAGACAGAUAAAACUAGCAGCAGGGAAGAUCAUUCUGAAAUUGUAGAGUCAUCCAAACUGCAUCACGAGAAAAUGGAAACUAAAGAGAAAACAGUGAUGUCAGAAGUAAGCGCUUCAGGUAAGAAAUCUAUUACACAAACAGAUGCUUCUACAGAAAAAAAGGAAAAGGAAAGCACAGAGAAAGCAGAAAAGGUAAUUCAUGAAAGGAAAGACAGUCAAAGUGGAACUUUUUCAAAAACUAUAUCGAAGUCCGAGGAAAAGACGGAAAGCUCAUCGGAGGCGAAGGAAAUAGUUCAGACAAUAUCUACCGAGGACCAAGACAUCUCCCGCGAUGAAAUAACAGAGGAGGACAUGACCAGGACUGAAGAGACCUCGGAGGAAGAAGAGCCAGACGACAUAAUCACCCGCGAUAAGACGACCAUCAAUAUAACUGAGGAAUCUCGACAGGUCGGGGACACUCACGAGACAGUCGUAAGAGAAACAACCACCACAAGAGAUGGGGGCCAAGAGCAGCGAGUCAUCAAGGAAACAAAGACCCAAGAAACUGCAAUGUCUGAUGGCUCUACCGUCAAGACCACUUCUAUCACAACCUUUACCACACAACUGGACUCAAAGGAACAUGAUGACUUAGGUGAUCUCUCUAAAACUAAAACCAAAAUAUUUGCAGAACAAGUAGCAGAAGAACCAACAGAAAGUUUGCCAGAGGAGAAGCAUAUUUAUAGUACCAAAACUGCAAAAGAGAAAUCAGAAGCUUUUUUUGAACAGCGUAUGAAGUCUGACAUUUUCUCUCAAGAGUUGUCUUCUUCUGCUGAAGACCAAAGUCCAGAGCGCAAAGUACUGACACCCAAGGAUACUAAAGCUCCUGUUUCUUUGCAAGCACAGGUUGUUGCUCAACCUUUGACGAGCCCUAUUUUGGUGCCAAAAGAAACUGUGGAAGAUAUUGUUUGGGAAGUUUCACAGGAAAGGUCAGAGACAAUAAUGUCGGAGACGGUGCAAGAUAUUCCCCUUCAACAGCCUGUUGAAUCUCAUCAUGUAAAAGACAUUUCGGUAGAUGGUCAUAAAAAAAUGGAGAAGACUCCUGCCAAGCCAUCCACUGCAUCAACAAAAGCAAAAUUAAGUGAAGAGGAAGCUAGAAAACUUGCUAUUGAAAUUGUAGAAGAAGUGAAAGCAGAAGCUGUGAAACGCUCACCUCUUGUCACUCCUUCACAGACUGUGAAAGAUUUUUCAGCUGCGUUACAAGAUGAAGGUGCACAAGCCCCAUUGCCUAAGCCAGUACCUGAAUCUGCAUUUACAGAAGAAACUACCACAAAGAUUGGAAAAUACAUUCAAGAGCAAUUAGGAGAUGACUUGGAUGAAAAACAACUUAAGCUUAUUGAGUCUGUAACUGCCAGAAAAACAGAGAUAUUACAAAAAAAAAUGGUGGGUCGCGAGUACCAACAAAGCAUGGAAAUAACAGACGAAGAUCUCCGCUCAAGUGGUGCAGAACUGUCACCAAUUGAACACCAGAUGGAACGCUUACGCCAGAUGACUGAAGAAGAAGACAUUCAGCGGUUUCCUCGAGAACCCUCAGAAGCAGAUGAGAGCGAGAGUUCCAUUAUCAUCCACGAGACCGUAGAUGAUAUUAUAUCCAGUGAAUAUGAUCAAGCAAAUCAAAUGAUAUCAAAAACAUUAGACGCUCUCAAAACUGCAGAUAUCAAUAAAACAGAAAGAUCAAUAGAAACCAUCAGAGAGGUACCUGAGACAGUUGUUAGUACUGCAAAAGUAGAAGUUAAAAGAGACAUUGAUUUUUCUGAUACAAAAGAGUUGAUAAAGUUGAGUCAGAGUGAAGUUAAGGAGACUGCACGCCAACUGGUGAAAGAAGUAACUGAGAAGGCUAAGGAGUCUGAGGCAGUAAAGCAGGCAUCAUUAGCCACUGAGCUCAGGCAGGCAACUGGAAUCCAGGAACAAAGCCGAACACCCAGUCCAAAAUCGGGGUCUAAACCGGGCUCCAGAAAGGGUUCCUGGAUGGACGACGAAGAACUGAGACGAGAAUUUCGAAGAGAUUACGAAGACAAGAAAAAAAUGUUUAAGGAGGAAAUGACUUCAGACCAGCAAGACGUAUUUGAUGUAGAUACCAAAGAUAGUGAACCUCAAGUCGCGAAAAUGAUGCAUCAGAAGAGCAGCGAGUCCCAUAAAGAAGUCCACAUGGAGUCUAGUAUGACAGAAAGUAUGGAAGAAUCGAGCACUGUUGAAAGCGUUCGGUCUUUUGUCGAGGCUAAGAUGAGACCAGAAGCUGCUACCUCUGUUAUAAGGGAGUCCAGAGAAGUGGAAAGAGAAAAGACAGAAGAGGAAAGGUCUGUUACUGUUCAUGAAGUGGUCGUGAUGAGGAAAAAAAGUCAUGUUGAGGAGUUUAAUCGUCGAUCAGGAACAGAUUUCGACGCUUACUCGAGUUCUGGGGAAAGUCACUAUUUUACAGCUGCUGAAGGGACCUCAGACAGCCGAGCGGGAAGUCGACCAUGUUCGUCAGAUGUUGAAGCGCUGAUGUCAGAACGCACAGGCACAUCAGAGUAUGACACUGCUCUUACUUCCCAGGAUACAUCUCAGUACUCGAGCUAUUCAAAUUCAUCACGAGAUUACCGCACAGCUGCAAGUUCCAUGAGCUCGAGAGACUCUAUGAAAUCUAUUGAUUCGGAGAGCUCAGGAAACCUUGCUAGUGUGGAGCUUAGUGAAGCUUCAGAAACUCUUGUACCUUCUGCAGUGGAACUUGAAAAAGAUAUGGACCUCUUGGAACAGGAGUUGAUGGAAGAAGACCUCUCACACACUGCCCAACAAUCUCAUCACACCAUUAUCCCACAGUUAACUAUUCAGUCUGAAACACCAAAAUCUGAGGAUAUGCCGUGUCCAUUUGAUUUGGAGUCAGACGAUGGUGAGUUUGACCAGGAAGCUAAAGAUGAAGAAAGAGAAACUCACGUUACAUCCAGGAUGAAGAGAUCGAUAGAAAUGACCUUUCAUCCUGAACCCAAGUCCCUCACCGACGAUAAAAAACCCACCGUCGUUGAGAGCAUAGCUUCUAGUUUAGAGGAAAGCACAUUAUCAGAGGUGUCCAUGGCCACUGUAAUAGAACAAGAUAAAAGUAUGCAAGGUUCCACUACCACUGAUUCUAUCAUGACCACGUCUAGUGUUUCCGAACAUAUGGUUUCAUCAAUUGAAGGUCAGGAAUCUGAACGUCAGAUUUCUCGUACCGACAGUGGAGUCUUAACCACAGAGACAGGAGAUGGUGAUAUGGCAUUACAUUCUGUUACAAUCACAGCAACAGCUGUUCCUUCUUCUACUCCGGAUCAAAGCACAGCCUCCAUGUGUACACAAGUGACCUCUGAGACACGCUCACAGGUAGAUUUAACCGAGAGCGAGCAGUUUUUUCACGCUAAUGGACCCACUGAAGUAGAUUAUGUGCCUGAGUACGACGAUGAGGAAGUACGAGGUGCGCGGCCAGGUAUAGCCCCUACAAUGCCUCCAGCGCAGGAGGUAGCAGGAGCUGUAGCUGGCCCUUCAGAGGGCCCACAGAAAGUUACUAUUGUGGAAGAAUGCUAUGAAACAGAAGCUGACCAAGAGUAUGGUCAGAUGAUGCGAGAAAGUGAAUACUCAGAGAUGGCUGAAGCAGAGCUUCAGUACUCUCUGGAAGAACAACCAGAGGCAGAAAUGAGUAGCAUGCUAGUCAUUGAUGAACCUUUAGAGAGACCCAGGACACCAGAGCCUGGGUAUGUUCCCUCAUCCCGUCCCACACAAAUGAUCAUCCAGUCUCCAGAUGAACCUGAGGAAUUUACUGAAGUAGACAAGAGAUUUAGUGCUGUAUUUUCUACUACUUAUGAAGAGAGAGAAGAAGGUGCUCGUUCAUUAAUCCCUGGUAUGAGUGUAGAUGUUCCAGAUAUAACCGUCACAGAACAUACACUGCCCAUGCCAAGUCAGUAUUGCUACCCAGACUUGGAACGAGAGGAAGAUUUUCCUGAGUGCCGAGCAUUAGCAGAAGCAAGUGCUCAGGAAGUUCCUGCAACUCCUGGGUCUCAAGAGUCUGCGUCCACUGGUCCCUCACGAAAGUCUUCCUCAACUGAUUCUGAACAAGGCAGAGAGUAUUGUCUUGAUGAUGUGGCUCGAGGACUACCGUUCGAGUCUUUUGAAAUGAUAGAAGCCGGUGACAUUGAUGAUUUUUCUGAAUAUGAAAGGACUCUUUGUAUGCAUGAAGAACGUAUGUUAGAAAUGUCACAAAUUAGGGAAGAGGAGGAGGAAGAAGUUGAGGAGGACCAGAGAAUUAAUACUUCACCCAUUGCCAUUCCUAGUCAGUUAAAAGCUGUUAAAGUAGAAACUAAGAGGCAGGGUAGUAUUGAUUCUCAAACACACGAUCCAGAAGAAGUUUCCACAGUAGGAGCUGACCCAACUAUUGAGGAACAGAGACGAUGGUUAGAGUUGCAGUUUGAAGAAAGUGAUGCAGCGAAUUUUGAUUAUCCCCAGGGUGGUUUCCUAGAGCAUGUUUAUUCAGGGCCACUUGAGGAUAUUGAAGAAGAACGGGAAGAUGCAGAACGUAGAGAUCUUUCGCACAUUACUAAAACUUCCUCAUUAUCCUCAACCCCAGAGUACGAUGUUUUAGCUGGUAGAAAAUUUUUUACUCGUAGUGGAGAACACGAUGAUAUAUCUAUGAGUUCUCUUCAGGAAUUUGAAAAUCUUGAAAGGGAAGUUGCCGUAGAAGCUGUGGCAAGAAGGUCUAGUUCCGGUUCACAGGAAUCGCUUAAUGGCAAAAAACCAGAAAGUAAGAGUGGACAGGGUGAUGACAUCUCAGUUGGGUCAUUUGCUUCUCUUCAAGAGUUUGAGCGUUUAGAGAAGGAGUGUAUAGUGGUCGAACAGAUUGAGAAAAAGGCACAAGAGGAGGAGGCCAUGUUAUCUGAAAUUGAGGAGGGACAUGAAAGCCAAGUUUCAGAAUCUGAGAGUUGUGAAACUUUGUCUGAAGCAGGAAGAGGGUCUGUUGAAGGAGAAGAAUUUGAUCAGAGAAUGUUUGAGAUUGACGAAAUUAUUCGUCUAGCACAGAGUAAUGUAGAGAAAUUUGACAAAAACAAGCCUGGAUAUGCUGGGGUACAACUACAAGAUAUUGUUAGCGUUGAUGGUUCAGGAGAUGAUGGCACGGGCAGCAGUCAAGCUGACCGUACUCCAAGUGUAGGACGCGAAGAUGGAGAUGCCGAUUCCCUAGAAGAGGCUCAGUUACCAGAACUUGAUAUGGAUAAUCCUGAUGCAGCCAUUGCUUUAUCAGCCAAACUAGAUGUUAUGACAGCGAGUACCGAUAGUAUUGAAGCGUUAGCCAAAAAGAACAAGGUGCCUCGUGAAACGAGUCAAGAUUCUUUAGAAAAGGUACAAACACGUUCUUCAGACCCAAUGGCAACAAGUGUAGAUAGCAUUGAUUUAACUAGCCGACAAGAUCCCAUGACUGCAAGUACUGAUUCUCUAGAGGGCCGCCGGAAGCGCCAAGAUCCCAUGUCUGCUUCCACCGAUUCAAUUGAUCCAUGUCGACGCGACUUAAUGACAACUAGCGUGGAUAGUUUAGGCAGAGACGAUUCUAGUGGUCGUGAUGCCGACAUCAGCUCAGGGAGCGAGCAAGUGAGACCACUCCCAAAAGAUGGUUUAAUGGAGUGCAGUACAGAUUCCCUAGAACCAUCAUCAUCCCAGGCUACACAUGCCUUCUACCAGUAUGACACUGACUCUAUUAUGUCGGGUUCAUUUACCAGUGGUUGCUCUAACACACUACUUGCCUCAACAGAUGAAUUUCCAGAUGUGAUGACUUCUUCCAUGUACCUUCCUGAAGGAGAAUUACCCAGGGAAGGUGAAGAACACUAUGUUAAGUACAUGCAUGCCAGUAGUGGCUCAGCAGCUGAAAUGGUGGCAGGAACCAGUGAGCCGGGCUUCUCUCAUUCUAUUACACGUGUUGUUAGAUUGCCACCAGAGGCUCACCAUGUUACUUUUACAGGUCCUGAUGCUCAAAGUAAGCUUGAAGAUUACAUACAGGAUUUUAAUGCAGGUCAACAUUCCUCUCAAGAUGAGGUUGUAGAUGACCAAGGCAAUGUCCACAUACGCCGUGUGACUCAAACACGUGUUGUAGCAGAUCCCAGCCGAACUGAAGAACAUGGAUUCUCUCUCUCUGAACCUAGCACUGAAGAAACAGAAACAGAAACACGUGAUGAGCACGGUAAUGUGACGAGAGUUAUUCGGCGGACUGUUGUUACCAGUCAAACAAUAGAAGUUGAUCUUGACACAGGAGAGCCUAUAGUACAGCCUGGCCCAGUCUCCUCUUCCUCCUCCUCCUCAAGCAGUCCCUUCUCCCGUAUACCUAGACCUGUGACCAGUCCUCCUCUGGCCUCCCGGCCCCCCCCUCCUGGUCCGCCCCCUGGGUCGCGCGGCCCCCGUGAGCCCGUCCCCCCCUCCCUGGAGCCCAACACAGUAUCAGGUUUAGACGUCGAAGAGAUGAGCAGUGUGAUGGAAAGUUAUACCAGUGAUGGUAGUGACCCCAUUAUUGCUACUCAUAUCACCAGGUAUGAUCCUGACCCUCUAACUACCACCACCACAACCCAUACCACCAGGAUCAUCAGAAGGACGCAAGUAGAGGAUGGGGAAGUAAAGGAAGAUGUGUAUGAAGAAUACUAAGGAGGACUUUGAGAAGGAAUUCUUAUGGGAAGAGGAGAAAACUUUUAAAUCCUCUCAGUCCUCCUUAUCUGUCCACCUGCCUUCCUGCCUACCAUUAAAACUGCCAUCACCAACACUACUCCACCCUCAUCGGCAAGACCAUUACCUUUUCCUCCAGCCCUCCGACAUUUCCAUCAAGGAUUUUAUUGAGAGGUCUCAUAUAUUUUCAUGUUCAUCAUUGAUAAGUUCUUCAGUCACAUUAAUUGAUGGCUUUUCCCUUACAUAUAUAUAGUCCACCUUACAUUUUGUCUCAACUGGAGAACACUGUCUUAGAGAAAGAUUAGAAAACUCAUUGAAAGGACAGUGAAGUAGCAGCAGCAGCUAGUGACAUAUCGGUUGUCAAAGGAUCUAGUCAGGACCGAUACUGUGAGAGGAAUAAAAUCUUAAUUUUUUUAAUGUUAUGAAUGAGAAAUUUUAAUGUUUAUGGCCUUUUAUUGUAACAAAAUGAUAGUGUUGUCAAAGAAAAGUCAAAUCCAGCUGUAAUCAGAUUAUAAUGUAUAAUUUCCAUGAAAGUGAUUUUUUGAAAGAUGUCCACGAAUGAUCACACAUUUGUAAAGGUGCACACACCCUAUUUGAGCUGUCAAGGUGUUUUAGGUUAAGUGACGUUCCCCUUGUGAUGUGGCGUGUUUCAUCCUAGUAUGACACUGAUUAUUAUUAUUAUUAAGAAUACUUACUGCUGAAGACAUGUCAUGUAUUAUAACUAAAUCUGUAGCCACGGGAUGAAAUAGGAGACCAAGGUUUCAAUAGAAGCUAUAUAAUCAUUUUAAUAUUCAGGCUCUUAGACUGGUAGAAUGUUACUAUUGUGGCUUAUGAAACAUCCAGUUAUGGGCAUGUUGAAUGUAAGAUAGCUAUGAUAUUUCCACUAAAAUUCAUUUAACACACCCACAAAAUUAGUGGCGAGAUUGAUGAUUUCAAGUCUUGAAUAGGGUCUCAAUAUGAUUUAGGUAGACAAAGAGCAUAUAGUUACCCAACUUAUAGCAGGAAUCACCUCUCGCUCUGUUUGUUUCCCUCAUGGUCAUAAGUGGAUGAAAAAAAUAUGAUAAUGCCUUAGCACCUAUUCCUAGAUUACUCUCUGGCCAACAGUUGUUAUCUUUCAUUCUUUUGAUUUGGUCUUGACUUAGGCUGGCAUGGGAAGUGGGAGAGAGAACUAUCCUCAACCCUGUUUCCAGUCCUUGAGCUUAACUCAAGACAAAGUAGCUCCAAACAUUGUGGUCACUUAUCAAGUUUUCAAAUAAAUGCUUAAUGUGA
Molecule: messenger RNA, 18974 nt
Organism: Homarus americanus (American lobster)
Lineage: Eukaryota; Metazoa; Arthropoda; Malacostraca; Decapoda; Nephropidae
Product: ankyrin-2-like
Exons: 44
Coding region: 201-17687 (5828 amino acids)
Biological process (GO): protein localization to T-tubule; regulation of cardiac muscle contraction; signal transduction
Cellular component (GO): T-tubule
Molecular function (GO): protein binding
Source: RefSeq, a predicted model, not a curated record